UGUUCUUUGUUAGUUUGUUACCUGUUACGGUGUAGCCUUAAUUUCGUUUGUCAAAAUUAAACGGCAUAUUUACUGAAUUAAGCUGGUAAUGUGAUCUAAGUCGUGGUGGUAAGAUAUUUCUUUAUAAUAGUGGAAUACCAUAGGCUCAAUAAAUAUUUGUAACUGUUCGGCGUGUUGAAGAUUCUAAAAUGCAGAAACAUAGUGUUGAAAGGGUUGAUGCGGUGUUAUGUUAUCGGUUAACCUUCUGACCAAGCACCACUGUAGUUUAUGUGUGUUCUGGACACUGUGUCUAUAUCCCAUCUUCUUAAUAAACUCGGUGCAUUUUAAUCACAACGACCAGUGAACAUGAGUUUUUCAAGCGAUGAAGUAAAUUUUUUGGUAUAUAGGUACUUACAGGAAUCAGGGUUUCAACACUCUGCUUACACUUUUGGAAUUGAGUCACAUAUUUCUCAGUCCAAUAUCAACGGGGCUCUUGUGCCGCCAGCCGCACUGCUAAGUAUACUACAGAAGGGCCUCCAGUACACAGAAGCUGAGAUAAGCCUAGGAGAGGACGGGUCAGAGAAUCGGCUGGUGGAAAGCCUAUCUCUGAUAGACGCUGUGAUGCCAGACAUUGUGGCGACUCGGCAAAAUCAGCAAAACCAGCAGAAACAACAGAUGAUCAAGAGCGAACCUCCAGAAGCCAACGGAGAGGAAACCAAGCCCAACGUUGUGCCGCCACCUCAAAACAGUACAGAGAUGGAGGUAGACAUGAGCAUAGAGAUACCAGCCAACAAGGCUACGGUUCUACGAGGUCACGAGUCCGAGGUUUUCAUCUGUGCUUGGAAUCCCACCACAGAUCUGCUAGCCUCUGGGUCUGGCGACAGCACUGCUAGGAUAUGGGACAUGAGCGACACUACCACCAGCCCUAACCAGCUGGUGCUGAGACAUUGCAUACAGAAGGGCGGCACAGAAGUUCCCAGCAACAAGGACGUCACCUCCCUCGACUGGAAUUGUGACGGCACUCUACUGGCUACAGGCUCUUACGACGGAUACGCCAGGAUAUGGAUGACGGACGGACGACUCGUCAGCACCUUGGGACAACACAAGGGUCCGAUCUUUGCCCUCAAAUGGAACAAGAGGGGCAACUACAUACUCAGUGCUGGUGUAGAUAAGACAACCAUUAUCUGGGAUGCAGCUAGUGGUCAGUGUACGCAGCAGUUCUCGUUCCACUCUGCGCCAGCGCUGGAUGUCGACUGGCAGACCAACACCAGCUUUGCCUCUUGCAGCACGGAUCAGUGCAUCCACGUGUGUAAACUCAAUGUGGACAAACCCAUCAAGUCUUUCCAAGGCCACACGAACGAGGUAAACGCCAUCAAGUGGGAUCCGCAAGGUAACCUGCUGGCGUCGUGUUCGGACGAUAUGACCCUCAAGAUUUGGUCAAUGAAGCAGGACACUUGUGUUCAUGACCUGCAGGCUCACAGCAAGGAGAUCUACACUAUCAAGUGGAGCCCGACCGGACCCGGCACUGCCAACCCCAACAUGAGUCUUAUACUGGCCAGUGCUUCGUUUGACUCGACAGUUCGACUGUGGGAUGUAGAGAGAGGUGCUUGCAUUCACACUCUCACUAAACACACAGAGCCAGUAUACAGUGUGGCGUUCUCACCCGAUGGAAAGUUUCUCGCUUCUGGCAGCUUUGAUAAAUGUGUCCACAUUUGGUCUACACAGAGUGGCCAGCUGGUGCAUAGCUACAAAGGUACGGGAGGCAUCUUUGAAGUGUGUUGGAAUUCAAGAGGUGACAAAGUUGGUGCUAGUGCGUCAGACGGCAGCGUGUUUGUUUUGGACCUGAGAAAGUUGUAAUGACUAACCGGAGAUUCACCAUUGGUGCAGUUGCAUGAUCUCUGAUUCUCACUUAGUGAGUAAAACUGAUGACGUAUCAAAACGUCAUGCAAAUAGUUGUACGCCUUUUAAAGAGUGUCAAAAAUUUUUAGUUUAAGCUCAACCAUCUUUACUGUUAUCUUCAACCUCAAUUCAAAUCUGAGAGCAUUAUUAUUAUGAGAUAAAACGUUUAUGGAUUUGACAAUCCAGGAAUACAGGUGGACCUUUAGAGAUGCAAAAGUUUUUGAGCUGAGCUCAGUUUUGAUUUUGGAAUAAUCAGUAGUAAUGGGUAGCUUAUUUAAACUUUUGUUUCUAGCUCAAUAAUGAUCUUGAGCUUUUUACAUUCUUCAUUAAUGAUAAAGCAGUAGAAGUAUAAUCGUCCAGGCUAAUGAAACAGCCAUUCUUAGUCAGCUAAAAGCUACUGAAGGUAUAUCACUUGAUUGUAGAAUUGUCCUCCACCUAGGCUUGUCUUAAUUGGCAAUCAAAGUUUGAGUCCUGGCUCAAAGAAUUGAAUCGAUAGUUAAACAUUACGUAAUUAAUCCAAUUAAAUUUGUCAACAAAAGAUAAUCGAAUGUAGUUCUACAAAUAUGGUAUAGUGCAAUAAUAUGCAUUACAGAUUAGUUAAAAGCAUGUCUUGAAAAGAAGAAGUUUUGUGCAUUAAUUUCAUCCAUAAUUUUUAGGAUUUCCACAAUUUGGAUUUUGAAGUUCCACUAUAUAUUCUCAUAAAAAUAAUCCUCAAAAUGUUUUAUCGUAUGCAAUAUGGUUGAUGAUUUUUGUGAUCAAUCUUAAUAAUAAAUUUUGAUUAAGAGAAAGAGGUUCUGAAAAUUCAAGGAUAUUAACAAAACACUACAAUUUUAUUGCGUAUGGGUCAAUAAAACAUGCAAAUUGUGCUAGCUUCCAUUUGACUAAUUUUUAUAAUCUGAAAUUAAAUAGGUUACAUGUACAAUGGUGUCAGUGUCAUAGGUACAUAAUUAAAUGAAAAUGUCUAUACAUAAUUUUGUUGUAUUUCAUGGGAUAUUUUCAUUAUUAUAUUAGAAUAUUAGACUUCCAGUCCUUGUUAUACUCAGGGUUCUUAUUUUCUCCUUUUACUGAUAAGUAAACUGUAAAGUUAAAAUCUCAAAUGGCCAUGUUCAAAACUAAUUUGUUUUAAUAUUUGCAAGUUUUAAGUCUUGGUUAGUUAUAUUUUUUUGUCUUUUCACACCUUUUGAUUUUGCAAAACUUGUUUCAAGACUUUUAUCUAAUGUUCAUUUAAAUAAAGUUUUUAUAAAUCUGCUAACUUGUGUGAAAAUAUCGUUAAAAACGAUUAAACCUACUGUAAUACUCAAAUGUAAAAACUUAUACCUCAGUUUUAAGAUAUGUGAAUUUCUGGUAUACAUAAUAUAUCAUUAUUUUUUUGUUUAUUUAAAUUUACAAUAUAUAGACUAUAUUAAGUUAGUUGGAUAAUUUGUAAAUAACGUAGAGUAGGCGAAUCAAUUACUAUAUUUUACUUUAGUCUAAGUCUAACUACUUGUUUAAGUUAUACAGAUACAAAUAUUUGUAUAGAUGAUUUAUUUAAGAUAAGGUGUUGUCAUUUCCAUGUAUUUGGUCUUAAAAUAUAAUUUGAAGAGUUUUUGUAACAGACAAUGUAUAUUUUUAAGUAGUUUACGGAUUAAUAUUUAUACAGUUGACUGUGUAAUAGUAUUUUUAUAUUACACUGAAUUUUUUUAAAUCCUUUUAUUUGUUGACAUUUCCUGCUUUAUUUUCCAUGGUAAAGAACAAAUAGAUGGAAUGAGUAAAACUAUCAUCCUAAUAACUAAUCCAAACAACAUAUUUUUCUUUGCCUUUAUUUCUAUAAAAUAUCAAAACUGGAUAGUUGCAUUAGAAAACAUGUCUGCCUCAUUUUGUUUGACUAUUGUAUCCCUUAAGACUGUAAACAGAAAUAAAAUUUGAAUUUAUGUUUUUUCCAAUAAA
This is a messenger RNA of Macrosteles quadrilineatus (aster leafhopper), 3804 nucleotides long. RefSeq names its product F-box-like/WD repeat-containing protein TBL1XR1 (gene ebi). Lineage: Eukaryota; Metazoa; Arthropoda; Insecta; Hemiptera; Cicadellidae. Bases 346 to 1836 code for a protein of 496 amino acids. Gene Ontology annotation, molecular function: protein binding; transcription corepressor activity. Gene Ontology annotation, cellular component: histone deacetylase complex. The record is from RefSeq and is a predicted model, not a curated record. Gene Ontology annotation, biological process: regulation of transcription by RNA polymerase II. The transcript is spliced from 11 exons.